Pseudomassariella vexata is the source of this 2542-nucleotide messenger RNA. RefSeq lists its product as uncharacterized. The coding region runs from base 194 to 2287 and encodes 697 amino acids. The transcript is spliced from 2 exons. The record is from RefSeq and is a predicted model, not a curated record. Lineage: Eukaryota; Fungi; Ascomycota; Sordariomycetes; Amphisphaeriales; Pseudomassariaceae. Gene Ontology annotation, molecular function: protein binding.
CGAUUGCCACGACGUAAUCGCAACAUCUCGCAAAUAAAGAAUGUCCGAAAAACUGCAGAGCUCCACAGAGAGUAACUACCAUAUCACCACCGAACGUCGUUGAUUAGCUAGAGGCUACUUGAAGUUUGAUCCGAGCCGAGUCUGAAGAAUGCGACCAUCCCAAUUCUUCUAGGACACGGCGCAUCUAGGCAACAUGGACCCGCUCUCUAUAGCGGCAUCCGUGGUGGAGAUCACGGUAGUGGCCGCGAAAUUGAUUCAGGGUAUCGGUCGGUUUACUCUCGAGGUGCGGUCGCUCCCGGACUCCAUUGCCGAAUUUUAUGAAUCCGUUCACAGCCUCGAACUCGUCCUUGACAGCAUCGACGCGGCGCUUAGAAAACGGAAGGAACAGCUCUCCUUCGAACGAAAUCAUCAUACCAUUAUCAAACAGGUCCUCGAAUCGUGCCAUCGCUCCCUGAAGACGCUUGAAGAUGAAUUACCGCAACUGUCUGAUUAUUCUAGCCCGAUUCAGAAGAUACGACAGAGCCUUGAGAAGCAGAUCAAACAACCUCGCAUCCAGGAAAUCCUGUCCAACAUCAACCAGAGAACGACGGUACUUCAACUCAGCUUGACAACUUUGGAAAUCGGCGCGCAAGCAAGCAUGCAGAAGUCCCAGGAUCAAAUCCAAACCGAUAUCAGGCAGCUGACCGACAACAUCAAGAAUGCUAAACUCACCUGGACCAUAGGAGAUAGCUCCAACAUAUUGCUGCCACCCGAUUCUCCGGAAGACAUGCAUAGAGACACGUUGUCGAAAGAAAUCCGGGACUGGCGGCAGACGGCAGACGACGUGGCAACCGCAGUCUCACUUAACGGCCUCGAUGGUGUGUCGCUAGAUGACAGCAGGAUAAGUCUAGAGACCCUGCCGGCAUGCGAUGAGGAUGGAUUCGACCCCGAGCCAGAGCUCACCAACCACCAGAGCCACGACGUCUUGGAGCUGCAAUACGAAGCGAACCAAGACUACGUUCAGCGACUCGUCCAAUGUCACAUCUUCCUGAAAGCAUCCGCAUACCAGAAACGGGGCAUUGAGCUACGUGAGCAGCUCAGCGAGAAAAGACCUUUCCAGCCUGGUGAGCAGGAUAAUAUGAAGGAGACGCUCGCUGAUAUUCUGCUGAAGUGUGAAACGCCCGAGACCGAUCAAGAGGGAAAAACCACUUUGCAGAAGCUCCUCAAGGAGGAAGUGGCCCGGGAUGCGGCACAUCGCAAUCCCCAUCGGCGGUGUCGGUUGUACCAUAAAUUAGGAUCAUUAUAUCUCAGGCAGAACAGCGUCUCUCAAGCCCGCAAGAUGUUGAGCAGGGCAUUUGAUGGUCGCAAAGCCAUACAACCAAUGCCGCGCGACCUUGUUGAAGACUCGGCAGAACAACUGAUAAGAGUACUCCAACGCGACCAAGCCUUCGACGAAGCCCGCGGCAUCCGCGAAUGGAUCCGACGCGAAAUAUGGCUCGAAACGACACCGCCAGCCACACCACCUGCCGACGGUCACAACUUGAGCAAAUUGUAUCAGUGGUGUCAAGAUAAUGACAUCGACAUCGAGGCGCCGACUUUCCGCUUUGACAUGUGCGACAUGAAAACGGGAAAGACGCCGCUCCAUCGCGCUAUCGAGCACGAGAGCCUAGAAGUCUUGACCGAUAUGCUGUCACACGUCGUGCUUCCGCCCGAGACUCCCGAUGCCCGAGGAGGCUCUACACCUCUCCUUACAGCGGCCGCAACCAAGAACAGGAAGAUCGUGAAAUUGCUCCUAGAAUGUGGCGCCGUGGUCGAUGUGAAGGACAAUUCUCGCAUGACGCCUCUGCACCGCAGUCAAUCGCAAUACGGCGGGCUGCAUACGGCAGAGCUUCUCCUUGGGGCGUGUCCAUCCAUCAUCGACGAGGUGGAUAACUUCAACAAGACGGCACUCUACCUCGCGUGCGAGAAGGGCAACGAGAAGAUGGUACGCAUGUUGAGUCGCGGAGCGAAUCCGAAUAUACAGGGGCCCGGACUCCUUACACCGUUGAUUAUUGCAGUUGAAGUCGCGGCCAAGAGCGCGCGAAAAAUUGCAGUGGUGGAAUUGCUGGUUAGGCAUGGGGCCGACCCAUCGUAUGCUGAUAGCCACAAGAGGACGGCGUUUGAUGCUGCGAGUAACGCUGGCUUGGCCGCCAGCGAAAUCAAGAAGCUGCUGGAUUCGGCAGCAUUCAGACGAUUCAGUAACACGGGUACAAUAAGGAAUGUUGGAGCCCGGCCAUUAAAGUCAACAGACCGGCGGUGCUCAAUCUAGUGUCGUCUUUUCCUCUUGACAAUGCGCUAUGGGCUCUUUUUACCCAUCCCGCUCUUGCCACGGCGAAGUCUCUAGCGAAUGCGACUGAAACAAUCACUGAAGGAGGUCAUUGCGUCGAGAGGCUGGAUCCUGCGCAUUUAGACUUUUGGUUAAGACGACAAAUACAAACAGAUACCAAGCUCUAGAGCCUGGGCGCGGUGUGAAUCUUGGCCGACCGCAGCUACACUGCCUUCAAUUUCGGCGAAAACAUUAUCA